AUGUUUACUUCGAAUCUGUUAGAAUUACAUGUUGGUGUGAAUUAUUUUACCGAUAUCCUUUAUCUAUGUGAUGGACGUUUCAAUCAACUUCAUACACUUUAUGUUAAUGUUUAUCAAAUUCAAUAUCCAAAUCUAAUAAUUGAUAAUACGGCAAAAAUAUGUCAAUGUCAUAUUUAUUCAUAUCCAUAUAAAUUGAAAGAUUACUAUAAUAUAACAAAUAAUUUUCCAGGUGGAAUAUUUAAAUAUGUUCGUGAAAUAUCAUUAUUUGAUGAACGUCCAUUUAAACAUGAAUUUUUUCUUCAAAUUUCACAAUCGUUUCCACUCUUGAAAAAAUUAACUGUGAUUAAUGGAAAACAACAAAAUAAUAAACAUUCUAGAGUAUCAAAAAAUGACAAAGAAAAUUUAUCAAUCAUUAAUUAUCCUCAUCUUACUCAACUUGAUCUUACUCAAGUUCACAACGAUUAUAUUAGACAAUUCUUAUUAGAUACGAAAACAUGUUUAUCUAAUAAUGUUUAUCUUCUUAUCGAUUAUAGACUAACGAAAAAAGUAACACGUAAUUUUACAAGAAAUAGAACACGAAGUAAUUGUGCAAAACUCAGUUACGUAGUUUUCUCUAGAAGACUAGAAUUUCCUGAACAUUUAAAAGACUAUUUUCCUUAUGCAGAAAUAUUAUGA
This is a messenger RNA of Rotaria sordida, 675 nucleotides long. NCBI's taxonomy places the organism in Eukaryota, Metazoa, Rotifera, Eurotatoria, Philodinida, Philodinidae. The record is from the annotation of a GenBank genome assembly.